Molecule: messenger RNA, 2167 nt
Organism: Boleophthalmus pectinirostris (great blue-spotted mudskipper)
Lineage: Eukaryota; Metazoa; Chordata; Actinopteri; Gobiiformes; Gobiidae
Product: complement factor I-like
Exons: 17
Coding region: 147-2000 (617 amino acids)
Biological process (GO): proteolysis
Cellular component (GO): membrane
Molecular function (GO): protein binding; serine-type endopeptidase activity
Source: RefSeq, a predicted model, not a curated record
AUCAUCAGAUGUUGACAUCACAACACCAGAAUUUUCAUACCUCUCAGUCCAUUCACACUUUAAAGAACUGUGUGGUAAAAUCAAAAGUCUAUUGUAAUUUGUAUUAUAAUUAGUUUUGUCAUUUGUUGUAGAUGUGGAGUUAAAGCAUGUGGGUCAGGAUGAAACUAACAGGCUUAUUUCUGCUGCUGCUGCUGGUGGUGCUUCAGACUUUAGCGGAGAACCGCUCAGAGGAUUUGGAUUUUUUAAUGAUGCAGAGGAGCAAAAUACCACACGAGAAUCCAAACUUGGGUCCAGAGCAGUGUUUAAAACAGAGACACACGAGAGCGUCCUGUAGUCUGGUGUUCUGUUAUCCCUGGGAGCGCUGUGUGAAUGGGAAGUGUAUCUGUAAACCUCAGUAUCUCUGUCCCACUCAAAACGUUACAUCCGUUUGUGGACGAGAUCACCGUGGUUACAGAUCCUACUGCCAGGCAAUGGCGUCGUCUUGUCAAAGCCAACUCCCAGUAAUGUCCCAUUUUGCAGAUACCUGUUCAUCGGAGCAUAAGAUCUACAGCAGCAGUGAGGACCCGGACACAGGUGCGAUCCUUCUGGAGAUACCGAACCCCUUUAACCCUGAGACGGCCGACUGGAAGCUGAUCUGUGGCUCGUCCUGGAACAAGGUCGCCGCAAAUGUGUACUGCAAAGAACGUCAACAUCCACUAGGUGCACAAGAAGCUCUCAAAAUCCAAUUUUCUGACCUGAAGAAGGAGCAUGGAUACCCAAAGAGCUGUGUUCAUGUUGAGUGUGAGGGGUUUGAGAAUAACCUGGGAGAGUGUCGCCUCCUCACCCACAGCAGCAUGGACCACACAGUCGCAAAGGCAGACUGCUACAGCGGCCCCAUCAAAGGUUGCAACUUUAACUGCGUAAACUCCAAAUGUAUUUCCAGGCUGCUCACGUGUGAUGGUGUUGACGACUGUGGAGACCGAAGUGACGAGAUGUGCUGCCAAAAGUGCAGUGGAGAUGCGUUCAGGUGUAACUCUGGAGUGUGCAUCCCCAGAUCUGCAGUCGGGGACGGAGUGAGGGACUGUCUGGACGGAGGAGACGAGGUGAAAACACCAGAGCAAAUAGCACCUGACUUAGAGAGGCAAGACCCAUAUGUCACCACUCCCAAAAAUGAGAUCAGGUUGAGCAGACAGAACAUGGAGUCUCAGGUGAAAUGUGGAGUUCCAAACAUGAACAUUGUGGAUGACGAGGCGGUGGUGGAGAGAGGAAGAGGCCGCACAAAGAGAGUGGCUGGAGGGGUGCCCACCACACCACACCAGAUCCAGUGGCAGGUGGCGGUAGUAGACUCUGGGAUGAUUCGCUGUGGAGGAGCGUACAUCGGAGGCUGCUGGGUCCUCACAGCUGCUAGCUGUGUCAGGUCAGACCCCUCUGGUUUUAUGGUGAAGUUGUCUUUGUGGAAGAGGAAUAGAGCUCAAACUACAACUGAAAUUGUCCCAGUGCAAAACAUCCACAUCCACCCACAAUACAACAAUGUCACCGACGAGAACGACAUCGCUCUGGUGGAGUUGAGGAAGCUCCCGUUUCAAGAGAAGUGUUUCAGUGAUAACCCAGUGGUGCGCCCCGUGUGUGUGCCCUGGACCCCUCACCUGUUCCAGCCCAACCACACCUGCACCAUCUCAGGCUGGGGCCGCACCACAGGGGGUAGACCGUCUACAGUCCUGCUAUGGGCGAAAGUCUCCUUGAUUCCUGAAUGUGAGCGGUAUUAUGAAAACACCAUCAAAGCAGGAAUGAUAUGUGCAGGUAAUCUGGAUGGCUCUGUGGACGCAUGCGCUGGGGACGGUGGGGGACCCCUGGUGUGUGAAGACGAGCUGGGUGUGUCCUACCUGUGGGGCAUCGUGAGCUGGGGUAAAGGCAACUGCGGAAACUCAAACUCCCCUGGAGUCUACACACAGGUGGCUCAUUUCUACGAGUGGAUCCGAAUUCACACUGGAUGGCCGCUUGUCACACAAUAUAAUUCUUAGUCCUCAUGUUUACAUUUUUCCAACAUUGUACGACACCAAAUAAAAUAGAACUGGUUAAAUAAAGGUUUAACUUGUUUGUGAAUUGGGUGGAAUAAUAAUUUCACAAUGUCUCUCUGUGCUGAUUAUGGUUUUACAGUCAAAUCUCAGCCAUCAGAUUAAACAUGAGU